AUGGCUACAGAAAACCAUUCAACAGUGGCUGAGUUCAUUCUUGGAGGAUUAACUAACCAGCCAGAGUUCCAGAUCCCUCUCUUCCUCCUCUUCCUUGGAAUCUAUGUGACCACCAUGGUGGGGAACUUGGGCAUGAUCACCCUGAUUGGUCUCAACCAGCAGCUUCAUACCCCAAUGUACUUCUUCCUCAGCAACUUAUCCUUUGUGGAUCUCUGCUACUCCUCAGUCAUCACCCCUAAAAUGUUGGUCAACUUUGUAAACAACAAGAACAUCAUCUCCUAUGUGGGGUGCAUGUCUCAGCUCUACUUCUUCCUUGUUUUUGUCAUUGCUGAGUGUUACAUGCUCAUGGUGAUGGCCUAUGACCGCUAUGUGGCCAUCUGCCGCCCCUUGUUCUACCACAUCAUCAUGUCUCAUACUCUCUGCUGCCUGCUGGUGGCUCUGGUCUAUACCAUGGGAAUCAUUGGGUCAACAAUAGAGACUGGCCUCAUGUUAAAACUGCACUAUUGUGAGGUCUUCAUCAGCCACUACUUCUGUGACAUCCUCCCUCUCAUGAAGCUCUCCUGUUCUAGCACUUAUGAUGUGGAGAUUGUUGUCUUCUUUUUAGCUGGAUUUGACAUUAUAAUGACUGGCUUAAUGGUUCUUGUUUCGUAUGCUUUCAUCCUGUCCAGCAUCCUCCGCAUCAGCUCCACUGAAGGCAGAGCCAAAGCCUUCAGCACCUGCAGUUCCCACUUUGUGGCUGUGGGGCUGUUUUAUGGAUCCACUGCAUUCAUGUACUUAAAGCCUUCCACUUCCAGUUCCUUGGCCCAGGAGAAUGUGGCCUCUGUGUUCUACACCACCGUGAUCCCCAUGCUCAACCCCCUCAUCUACAGCCUGAGGAACAAGGAGGUAAAGGCUGCCCUACACAAAACAUUAAGGAGAAAACUCAUUUGA
Dipodomys ordii (Ord's kangaroo rat) is the source of this 930-nucleotide messenger RNA. Its product is annotated as olfactory receptor 151. Lineage: Eukaryota; Metazoa; Chordata; Mammalia; Rodentia; Heteromyidae. Gene Ontology annotation, cellular component: membrane. The record is from RefSeq and is a predicted model, not a curated record. Gene Ontology annotation, molecular function: G protein-coupled receptor activity; olfactory receptor activity; odorant binding. Bases 1 to 930 code for a protein of 309 amino acids. The transcript has a single exon. Gene Ontology annotation, biological process: sensory perception of smell; G protein-coupled receptor signaling pathway.